This is a messenger RNA of Penicillium griseofulvum, 1164 nucleotides long. It is a transcript of the gene cbhC, whose product is annotated as putative cellobiohydrolase. The record is from RefSeq and is a predicted model, not a curated record. Gene Ontology annotation, biological process: cellulose catabolic process. The coding region runs from base 1 to 1164 and encodes 387 amino acids. NCBI's taxonomy places the organism in Eukaryota, Fungi, Ascomycota, Eurotiomycetes, Eurotiales, Aspergillaceae. Gene Ontology annotation, molecular function: hydrolase activity, hydrolyzing O-glycosyl compounds. The transcript has 6 exons.
AUGCGGUCUUUCAUUCCCUUCCUGCCUCUGCUGGCUUCUUCCGCGGCAGCAGCUGCUAUCGAGGCUCGCGCAACUCCCACGGCUGCCGGAAAUCCCUUUGAAGGAUACCAGCUUUACGCGAACGAGUACUAUGCCUCCGAAGUCUCUGCCUCAGCCUUGCCAGUCAUGACCGGCGAAGCUAAAGCCGGCGCUGAGGCCGCUGCUAAAGUGCCGUCCUUCUACUGGCUGGACACUGCAGCUAAGGUGCCAACUAUGGGCGACUUCUUGGCCGAUAUCAAGGCUAAGAACGCAGCCGGUGCUAAGCCGCCGAUUGCUGGUCAAUUCGUCGUUUACGAUCUGCCUGAUCGUGACUGCGCCGCUCUGGCCAGUAACGGAGAGUACUCCAUUGUCGAUGGUGGUGUUGCCAAGUACAAGGCGUACAUUGACUCCAUCCGCGAGAUCCUGGUCGAGUACUCUGAUAUUCAGACCAUCCUCGUUAUCGAACCCGAUAGUUUGGCCAACUUGGUUACCAACAUGAACGUCCCUAAGUGCGCUGGCGCACAUGACGCAUACCUGGAGUGCACUAACUACGCUGUCACCAAGUUGAACUUGCCCAAUGUUUCCAUGUACCUCGAUGCCGGACACGCUGGAUGGCUCGGCUGGCCCGCCAACCUUGGCCCCGCCGCUGAGCUCUACGCCAAUGUCUACAACAAGGCCGAGAAGCCCGCUUCCCUGCGCGGUCUUGCCACCAACGUUGCCAACUACAACGGCUGGUCUCUUGAGACAUGCCCAUCAUACACCCAGGGCGAUGCCAACUGCGACGAGAAGAAGUACAUCAACGCCCUUGCUCCUCUGCUCAAGACCGCUGGCUGGGAUGCCCACUUCAUCACUGAUACCGGCCGCAACGGUGUCCAGCCCACUAAGCAGACCGCCUGGGGUGAUUGGUGCAAUGUCAAGGGAACCGGUUUCGGUGUCCGACCCACUACUGAGACUGGUGAUGUCUUGGCCGAUGCCUUUGUCUGGGUUAAGCCCGGUGGUGAGAGUGAUGGUACUUCCGAUACCAGCGCUACCCGCUACGAUGCCCACUGUGGUCUUGAUGAUGCCCUUAAGCCUGCCCCUGAGGCUGGUACUUGGUUCCAGGAUUACUUUGCCCAGCUUGUGGAGAAUGCUAACCCCUCCCUUUAA